GAGGAAAAGUCUCUGAAAGUAAGAACUCUGGCCCCCAAGUCCAGUUCAUCCUUGGUCCACCCCCUCCCCAGGCCCCGGGAGCAAUCGCUCACUCAGCCUGGGCUUCAGGCAACUCCCCAAAGUCCCCGCGUCCGACGGAGUCCCCCACUCAGCCCGGCUCAGGACCCCCAGCUUCCUGCGACCCUUGGCUUUCCCGGUUGUAUGUGGCCCACAGGAGAUGCCCAGGUUUUCAGAGCGUCGCAGAAGCUCGGUCAGGUCGGGCAUGCACGGCGACAUUCGGAAUCUGUGGAGCCAGGCCACGCUGGUGCAGCCGCACGUGAACAUGUCGCUGGCCGAAGUGUGCGAGAACUUCGACGAGGAGGGCAGAGACCUGGGCAAGCUGCGCGGGGGCAGGAGCCAGUCCAUUUCUCUGAAGGAAAGGAUCAGCUCCAAGCCGGAGGAGCUGGAAGAGCAGUCUUUGCUGGACCUGGAACUGCACGCCAGGAGCUCGAUGGAACAGCAUUCAGAAAAGGAGUCCGAGGACUUCAAGAUCGAUUCUGAAAAGUCUUCUUCGGCAUCAGUAAUCAGCCUGUCCAAGCACAUACCCCAUCGAGCCUACUGGGCAGAGCAGCAGAACAGGCUGCCUCUGCCCCUGAUGGAAGUCAUGGAGACUGAAGCUCUGGAAAUCCUCACCAAAGCUCUCAAGAGCUACCGGUCCCGGAUCGGCAAAAACCACUUCCUGACUAAAGAGCUGCAGCGAUACAUCGAGGGGCUCAAGAAGCGCCGGAGCAAGAGGCUGCAAUGCAGGUUCCAGUGAGCCUCCGGCCAGAGUGGCACUCAACUCCAGCCCCGUGCCCUGACGGGGCAGCCCAACCCCAUCCGCGUGGGACUUGAGCCCUAGACAAAUUAAAAAGUAUCUAUCCACGGUCUGUGAGUCAGUGCGUGGCUGCUGCGUGAGGCGGGCGCCGGUGGCCCCGCCCUUCCCCAUGACCUUGAUUCGGUCACCGUAGUGACCUUGAGUUUUCUCGGUCCUGAGUCUUAUCGUCCCUGCCUUCCAUGGACUCGCAAUCCAGGGCUA
Messenger RNA from Castor canadensis (American beaver), 1057 nucleotides. It is a transcript of the gene Catsperz, whose product is annotated as catsper channel auxiliary subunit zeta. Gene Ontology annotation, cellular component: CatSper complex; sperm principal piece. NCBI's taxonomy places the organism in Eukaryota, Metazoa, Chordata, Mammalia, Rodentia, Castoridae. Gene Ontology annotation, biological process: flagellated sperm motility; sperm capacitation. The record is from RefSeq and is a predicted model, not a curated record.